AUGUCGAUCUACAAACAUGUGUUCAACGAUACCUGCCUUAGUUCCAUCCAUGAAUUUAAGUCAUUUCACUUCGAGCAAAAAUAUAGUUAUUAUGUGACAUGUUCCGCUCUAAGAGACACCAGGAAGCCCGGACACAGAAAACGGGAAACGCGUCAACAGCAGGAAGCCCUGACACAGAAAACAGGAAACGCCCCAACAGCGAGUAAAGCUCAGACACAGAAAACGGGAACGCGGCCGUCAACAGCAGGAAGCCGGACACAGACAAACGGGAAAACGCGUCCAAACAGCAGGAAAACCCGGACACAGAAAACGGGAAACGCGAUCGAACAGCAGAAGCACCGGACACAGAAAACGGGAAACGCGUCAACAGCAGGAAGCCCGGACACAGAAACGGGGAAACGCGUCAACAGCAGAAACCGGACACAGAAAAAGCGGAAAACGCCCCAAGAGGAACAGCAGAAAAAGCGACAUAACGAAAGAAAACGGGAAACGAAAGCACCCCCCACAAGAACCUUACACAGAAAACGGGAAAACGAGAGAAACAGAAAACGAAACGCCCAACAGCAAGAACACCCGGCACACGAAAACGAAAACGGGAGUAGUGGAUGGAAAGGGAACAUCCAGGCCAAUGGACACCCUAAUGCACGGCUGGUAAGGCCCUGGGAUGCCCCAAAGGAUGCUUCCGGUCAGGUGCGUCUUGAGAGCAGAGGGCCGCCCCCCCAAGACCUGGGUCCCGACGAGGGCUCCGGCGCUGACGACAACCCCUGGGUGAGGCUCAACUCUCAAUUAUAUCCUACGAACUCCCGAGACCUGACCUCCGUCAGCUCGUCCAUGGUGAGAGCAUCGUUCACGGAGUCCUACGCAGCCGCCGCCGCUGCCGCUGCCGGAGUCCUGCCGUCGACUGCUUCUGCCGCCGCCGCCGCCGCAGCCGCCGCAGCCGCGUAUCUUCACCCACAUCCGUACCUGCACAAGCCUGAGGCGCAUUUCCUGUUUCCCGGCGCAGGUCUGGGGUUCGGCAGCCUCUUCGGCGGGAGCGAGGGCGCCCUGAAGGCAUGUCGGCGACGGAAAGCGCGCACCGUGUUCAGCGACCACCAGCUCGGAGGCCUCGAGAAGAGAUUCGCGGCCCAGCGCUAUCUGUCGACGCCCGAGCGCGUCGAGCUGGCCACGGCGCUUAACCUCUCGGAGACGCAGGUGAAGACGUGGUUCCAGAACCGUCGGAUGAAGCACAAGAAGCAACUCCGCAAGCACAACGACGACAAGACGCCCGCCAGCAGCAACAGCAGCAACGACGGCGAGGGACAGCAACAGCCGCCGCACCUCCAGCAGCAGCAGAAUCACCAGCUGGGCCCGGUGUCUCCGCUGAACAGUGGUGAGGCGCGCUAUCUUUUUUCUUCAAAAGAUCAUUGGAAAUGUUGAAAUCUGAGCGUCGUUGCGGUUUCUAACUUGCAUUUACUUUUUUUUUCUUUUUUCUUUUUAUCAUUAAUAACCUCGCGUCUCCCUUCCAGCGGCGUCCCCCUGCACCACAGCGGCCCGAGAAAGCGACAUGUCACACUCCGAUUUCGAGGACGAGAUCGACAUUGUGGGCGUCCCCGCCGAUCUCCGCCACGCCCACUCGUCGCAGACACACCAUCCGCAAACCGCCCACUAGAGAACGAGAAGACCACGCCCUCACGCACGCAAGAUCCUCCAGCUGGACUUUUGC
Penaeus vannamei (Pacific white shrimp) is the source of this 1702-nucleotide messenger RNA. NCBI's taxonomy places the organism in Eukaryota, Metazoa, Arthropoda, Malacostraca, Decapoda, Penaeidae. The record is from RefSeq and is a predicted model, not a curated record.